Morchella importuna is the source of this 702-nucleotide messenger RNA. RefSeq lists its product as uncharacterized. The record is from RefSeq and is a predicted model, not a curated record. Bases 1 to 702 code for a protein of 233 amino acids. The transcript has a single exon. NCBI's taxonomy places the organism in Eukaryota, Fungi, Ascomycota, Pezizomycetes, Pezizales, Morchellaceae.
AUGCCUAUCCCGCAGCGUCACCGUCAAUCAUUCGAUAUCUCCGACCCCAUGUUCCCCUCAUUCUCAAACAGCCCCACACGUACACCCCUCCUCCGCGAGUCCAAAAGCCCUGCCAACCCUCCCCCGGAGCUCGCCGAAGAAGAAGUCUACUUCGGGGACACCGAGACCACCAAACCGCAGAAGAAGCGCGUCCGCAAAGCCCGCGGCCGGUCGACAGCCUCUCCGGAGAACGAAACUCCUUUCAUCAACCCCAAUGCUGUCGUCUUCAUGGCCAAUAUUCCAGGUGAGGUCAUAGGUCUCGAAGACGACGAGCCGGUGGAGGCUGAUAACCCGCCGACAAUGCCAUAUGGAAUGCCUACAGCGCAGCAGCUGGGAAUCAUGAGGGUUCUUGCUGCAUCCAACAGCUCACAGAACCAAGACCACAGCAACGGUGCUGGUACCGAUUCUACUAUGCCAAACUCCUCGCAGGGGAGUAACGCAUCGUAUUCAUCUUCUGGUAAUGUUCAGGCUUCGCCAAGUUUGCUGCACAGUGGUGGUGCUGGUCCUGGUCCGUCGUCGAUGAGCGCCAGUUACACCUCCGGUGCUGCUGCUGCUAUCUCUCAGCCUGCGGCACCGCCGAGAUACACUCCAGCUGAGGAUGCCCAAUCAACCUAUGAUGCUCCGCCGCCUUAUACUCGUGGCAGACGUCUUACUCGUGACUAG